UGUGAUUUACUUUUUUUUUUUUAUAACUUACAGGUGAUUGAAUUAAACAGAUAUGAAGAUUCAUCUUCUAGGUUUUGUUUAAAAGGCCCCGGGUAUUUCAAGAGGCCAUUUUGGAAUUACAGUUUUGUUUUGUUUUUCUUUUUUUUUUUUUUUUUUUUUUUGGGUAAUUUUGCCCCAGAAGUUUAUUAAAAUUGACAAGAAUCAUCUCCGAAGUGAAUUGAUAGUAGUGAACAAAUUCAACGAGCUACUAAAGACCCAGUCAUUUCUUCAGUAUUUUGGUUCAAACGGAUUAUAUAAGUGGUUAAAGUAUUUCAUCUGGUGUUAUUUUUGCCUCUUCCCCCCCUUUCCUGUUGGUGUUCUUCAGCCAAAACUGUAAGAUAUGUUUGAUUUGUGUACUGAGUAGUUACAAAUUACUGUUGAAAUAUUGCUGAAGUUUCGUGGCAGUUCUUUUUACCUUUAUUGAAAGUUUUAGUAAUUUUUGACUUCAGCUCUUUUCAUAUUACGAUGGGACAGCUUUUCUAAAUGAAGACAUUGAAAAAAUACAGUGUUUUUCUUUUUAUCUUUUAUUUACUUGGGAAUGUAAGAUGUUCCAGUUUCACACCAGCAUGGUAGUAUUGAGAUAGCUAUUUGUGUCUCUGUACAUGCUGAUGUUUAGAAGUAAUCUUCAGAUGUGAAAUUUUCUUUUUGUUUCUGCUUUUUGCACAUAAAUUGGAUAUUUCAUCUGGAGUGGAUAAGUACAGUGACAAAUACAUGGAAUAGUAAAGAAGACCUUGCUCUUGAAUCCAAGGAACUUGGCUAAUUCUGGAUAUAGCCAUAUGAAAACUUCAAAACAAAUAUGGGUAGCUGACUUCAAAUAACUCUAUGUCAAAUAGUCAUAGGUUAAGUAUCUUCAAAGAACUUGGAUAUUUCAGAGGAUACAAAAUAAAAAAACAAACUGGAAAACAUAAAGCUUAUAGAGAAAAAAACAACACCUUCCUGUGCAGUCCUCUUGGAAUUUAAAAUUUUGGGAGCUAGAGAGAAGACUCAGCGGUUAAGAGCUCUGGUUGCUCUUCCAGAGGACUUGGGUUCAAUUCCCAGAACCCAUAAGGCAGCUCACAACUGUGUAACUCCAGUUCCAGGGGAUCUGAUACCCUCAAAAAGACAUACAUGAAGGAGAAAAUAAACAAAUGCACAUAAAGGACUUGCCAUGAGGUGUUGAAGCCUUGUUUCAUUGAGUUGGAGAGACUGGACCUAAAUGGCGCAGCAUGACUUUGCUCCAGCCUGGCUUAAUUUUCCUACUCCACCAUCAUCAACAAAGUCAUCAUUGAAUUUUGAGAAGCAUUCUGAAAAUUUUUCAUGGACAGAAAAUCGUUAUGAUGUGAGUCGUCGACGACACAACUCUUCAGAUGGCUUUGACUCUGGUAUUGGACGUCCUAACGGAGGUAAUUUUGGGAGGAAAGAAAAAAAUGGAUGGCGUACGCAUGGCAGAAAUGGUACAGAAAACAUAAAUCAUCGAGGGGGAUACCAUGGUGGAAAUUCCCGUUCUCGUAGCAGUAUUUUCCAUUCUGGAAAAAGCCAAGGACUACAUGAAAACAGCAUCCCUGACAAUGAAACUGGGAGGAAAGAAGACAAAAGAGAACGCAGACAGUUUGAGGCUGAGGAUUUUCCAUCUUUAAAUCCUGAAUAUGAGAGAGAACCAAAUCAGAAUAAAUCUUUAGCUGCAGGUGUAUGGGGCCUACACGCCCAGACACACACAUACCCAACCAAAAAAAUCUCCCAAGCUCCUCUCUUAG
Cricetulus griseus (Chinese hamster) is the source of this 1772-nucleotide messenger RNA. The record is from RefSeq and is a predicted model, not a curated record. NCBI's taxonomy places the organism in Eukaryota, Metazoa, Chordata, Mammalia, Rodentia, Cricetidae.